GAGAAGACGCAACCAUAUUGAAUGGGUUAGACUUAAAUGUUCCCCAAGGUAAAACAGUAGCCCUGGCAGGAUCUAGCGGCUGUGGUAAAUCUACUAUCGUCCAGCUAUUGGAGAGGUUUUACGAUCCAACCUCUGGAAAAGUUUCUUUGGACGGCGACGACCUCAAAAAAAUGACGCUCUCCUCUUUACGGUAUGGGCAUCGUAUCUCAGGAACCGAAUUUGUUUUGCAAAACUAUAGGCGACAAUAUAGCUUACGGCGACAACUCCAGAGAAGUUGGUGAAGACGAAAUCAUCGAUGCCGCCAAGAAAGCAAAUAUUCACAACUUCAUUUCAUCACUGCCAUUAGGUUAUAACACCAAACUAGGGGAAAAAGGAACUCAAUUAUCAGGAGGCCAGAAACAGAGGAUAGCAAUUGCCAGAGCCUUGGUGAGGAAUCCUAAAGUUUUGCUGUUAGACGAGGCAACCUCCGCUCUCGACACUGAAAGCGAAAAGGUUGUUCAGGAAGCACUGGACAACGCAAAACAAGGAAGAACUUGCAUCACCAUUGCUCACAGAUUGAGCACGAUUCAGGACGCGGACUUGAUAUGCGUCAUAGAUGGCGGAAAGGUGGCAGAAAAAGGGACACACCACGAUUUACUAGAGAAGAGGGGUUUAUAUUUCAAGUUGCACACUCUUCAGCAUAAAUAG
Messenger RNA from Cylas formicarius (sweet potato weevil), 687 nucleotides. RefSeq names its product phosphatidylcholine translocator ABCB4-like. Lineage: Eukaryota; Metazoa; Arthropoda; Insecta; Coleoptera; Brentidae. The record is from RefSeq and is a predicted model, not a curated record. The coding region runs from base 193 to 687 and encodes 164 amino acids. The transcript is spliced from 3 exons. Gene Ontology annotation, molecular function: ATP hydrolysis activity; ATP binding; ATPase-coupled transmembrane transporter activity. Gene Ontology annotation, biological process: transmembrane transport.